AUGAAGCUCCUGCACUCCAAGUCGACCGCGGAGCCGAUCCUCGCCGCCACGGCGUGUCCGUGCGCGAACCUCUUUGGCCUCGUCACGCAGAGCUCCGUCGCGGUCUAUCGCUCCACUACGCUCACCACAGUCUUCAACUUCUCCCUGAAGCCCUUCCAGUCCGUGCUAAAGGGCAAUGGUGCUGAUGGGAGGAGACGCAACGGCAACUCCGUCUGCUGCUGCUGGUCGCCAUCGGGGCGCCUGUUCACCCUUGCACUGCCAUCGGGCCUGCUGCUCGUGCUGGAUGUCGAGGGCGGCGCCUUGGUGCGCUUCCUCACUCCUGGUGACACGGCCCCUGGAAGCGGCAACGGCGCUGUCGGCUCCAGUUCGGCCCCCGCCUUGGCAAGUGUGCCGCGAGUCCCCACAACGCUCCCGCCUGGCCGCCCUGUGCUCGCCAUGGGCUGGUGUGCGGUGCACUCACUCUCCUCCAGACACGUUAACGCCAUGCAUGUGGACAUGCAGACACGGUGCCUGCCGGUCCGCACCGGCGUGACGGCUGCGUUGCUGGACGAGGUUGCUCAAGGAUCCCCCCUUUCUCUCCUCGGCGCGGGAGACGCUGCCCAUCUGCUCUCCUCAAGUGCAGUGAUGAGCGGCGGAUACCCUGCCGAUGCGAGAAGCGGCAGCAGAUCCGUAUCGCUGCUCAUGGUUCUUGGCUGCGACGGUGUUCUUCGUUGCCUGAUCGGCGGUCUCUACGAGGUGCAACGUCUAGCGCUGUCGCUGCCGCUGGGUUUCCCUUCCUCGCCUGACAGCGGGUUCAGCGGCCGCGUGGCCGCCUGGGAGGACGUCGUCGUCGAAGACAUGCAAGUGCGUCAGUGCACUAUGCCUAGUGGGGCUUUGGGUGGCAGACAGACACGCGCACAGGGAAGAAAUGGGCCACUGGACUGGGUGUGUUUUGGCGAGUCGGCCGCGGACGGCGUCCGUCCAGCCGUGGCGCAGCAGCACCGCCUGUACCUGAUCGCUAAGGGUGCGUCAUCGACUGGCGCCGCAGCACAGUCGCUAUGGGAGGUGGACUUACACGACAACCUCUCCGCCCUGGCCGCCCCACAUUGGCUCGCGUUGUGCUACGUGCGCGAGUACACCCGAAUCACGCGCGAGAUGUACGAGAAGGUCGCUCACGAGUGGCAUACAGUGCUGCGGGGGCGUCUCUGGGCACACCUUGGCCUCCCUGCUGUCGCCCCGCUUCUCUCCUCCGCCGUCCUGGCGCAACUCACGGAGCCGGACCCCUUGGCACUCUAUAAGUACGCGAAGCAGCAGCUCAUGCGCACCGCCGUGACGGAGGAUCUCGAGGUGAUGGCUGCGGCACUGCAGCGCGCGGUUUACGAAAUCACGCAUGUGUGCUACCGGUGUUGCGAGGUCGCCAUGGCGUACGCCGCGCACCUCCGCGAGCCAGACACGGUGACGCAGCACCUCGGCGCGCUGCGGCGGCUUUGCGAGUCUUUUCUGCGACGCGUCACGAGGGAGGCGGAGGGUGCGCGGGACGUGGCGCUGUGGGUGCUGCAGCAGUCGCGCCACUGGGAACGCGGCUCCCGCUUCGCCAUGGGUGCGGCAGAUGAGCGGGCACUGACGGAGGCGGAAGAGGAUGAGCAGGAGAGACCGUCCGCGGUGUCGUCGCCGUCCGCUGCAGCGACGGCAGCGGCUGACAUGGCCCGCCCACCGUCGUCGCGACAGUCACCGUCCGUGGUGGACGAAGUCCCGCUUAGCGCGACACGCCAGCCGGCUUUAUUGAGCUACCUUUCGUCCAUUGCUACGCAAGAGGCCAAUGCGGAUGGCGAUCCAGUGAUUCACCUCUGCGCGCAGCUCGCCGCCCACGCGCAGGACUGCACGCCGUUGCCGGCGUCGUUCAUGGCUUCUCUUCCCGUCCGCGUUGUGUUGUCGGGUGCACAAGAUACUGGCGCCGCCUCCGCGUCAGCAGCGUCGCAGCUCCUGUGCUGUGUAGUGGAAGGGGUCGAGGAGGGAGAGCAAGGAAGCUGCCUUGACGAGGAUGGCAAGGAGAUGAGCGCUACUGCUGCCUCCAGCAACGGCUGCUGCCCGCUGUACGAGGCGGGUCUGGAAGACGUCGCAUUCGGUGAACGCAAUCGUGACGUGGCACGCGACGAGUGCGGCUGCGCGCUCAUCACGGAAGGGGCCCACGUACACGUGCUGCGCUCCGCUGCCGCCGCGACCAAUACGAUCCAGGCUCUACAGAUCGGCACAUACAAGCUGGUGGUGCGCCGCGACGGUGAUGCUGGAGAAGACGCCGCCGCCUCACCCGCAGCUUCUGGUUCUGUGCUAGAGGCAUCCCUUACGACAGACGUGGACGUGAGUCUCAUCACAUCUCGCCUCAAGGCGGAGCUAGCAGGCAAGCACGGCUGUGCGGCACCGUGUGUCUAUGGUGCCACAUGGUACGGCUACCUUGAAGAGGAUCGACACGUUGUGGUCUGUCAGCCAAGCACCGUCACUGCCGCCCGCUCUGCCGAAUCUGAUGCCUGGUGCAGGUCGGCUGCGCCGGCGACCUUCUUUGUCGCUACCGUCGACGGCAGUGGCCGGCUGUUGAUGGUUGAUGAGGAAGAGCACGACGGCGACAACGAAGAUGGCGGCGAUGCGGCGGACUCUUCAGCGGCCGCAGCGUCGUCGGCGCGGGCGGCGCUGUGUGAGGUAGCCGGGAUGGAGGGCGUGCCGCUGCGCGUGAGCAUGAGCCGUGCCCGCAGCUUCUGCGUCGUCGUCGGUGUCACCAAGUACGUUGUCCUCUCCCUCUACGAUGACGACUACUGA
Leishmania mexicana MHOM/GT/2001/U1103 is the source of this 2790-nucleotide messenger RNA. RefSeq lists its product as hypothetical. Bases 1 to 2790 code for a protein of 929 amino acids. The record is from RefSeq and is a predicted model, not a curated record. The transcript has a single exon. NCBI's taxonomy places the organism in Eukaryota, Euglenozoa, Kinetoplastea, Trypanosomatida, Trypanosomatidae.